GAGCGACGCAGCCGACACGAGGGAAACUGACUGGCGCAUACUUGCGCUUGUCGCUUAUGAAUUUGGGAGACUGUGUCUUUUUUCCCUAAAGGGCAUCUAACAAGUUUGCCGGAUUGAUUUACCCGGCCAACUCCGAGUAACUUUCAGUGCUUCAUCAAACGCGGACCUCCAAUCUCGGGGGAUCUUACCCCACUGCCUCUGCGAAUAGCAUAAAUGAUGGAAUUUGGGGCUUGUCGAGCCAGCCUAGCCAUUUGCAGCCAUUCUCCCAUCGAUCCCCUAAAACAUAGAUAGAACCCGGCUGACAAGAGGCUCAGAUGACCUCGUGAUCUCGCAAACAAGCAACCUCCAGCGCUUGGGCGAGAGUCAACAUGGCACCGUCUCCAGCGAACCAGCCGGGCCUGCUAUGGCGGCAACUGCCCAAGCUGCUCCGCGCGAGGAGGCUGGUCCUGCUCGCCUUCGCCGUCUUCGCCUACCUCGUCUUGUCGCAGCGGCCCCGGGCGCAAUGGAGGCCGCCGAGUUCCGGAGCCGCCGCGACGAGGUCUGGCGACCUGGCCGCCGUCGCGAACGACACGCUUGGGUUUGACAAAGUUUUCGCCAUCAACCGGCCGUCCAGGUCCGACCGGCGCGACUCGCUGUCCCUGGCCGCGGCGCUGACGGGCGUCCGGCUCAGCUACAGCGACGGCAUCGACGGCUCCGAGGUCGAGGAGCGCGUGUUGCCUGCGGACAGCGAGGGCAAGCGCAUCCGCAAGGGGAACGUAGGCUCUUGGAGGGCACAUAUGAACGUGCUUCGGACCAUAGUCGAGGAGGGCCUCGAGACGGCCCUCAUUCUCGAAGACGACAUCGACUGGGACGUGCGGCUCAAAUCGCAGCUGCAAACCUUCUCGCUCGCGUCCCAAGCCUUCCUCCAGCCCCUUGACGGACACUCACACGGACGCUCGUUGUCCGCUCUCCUCCGCGAUGAAGGCGACGCCACUACCACACUGCCACGGAUCCCCCAGCUACCGCACCAGCCCCAGGGGAGCCCGUACGGCACCGGCUGGGACGUGCUGUGGCUGGGACACUGCGGCACCGAGCUCCCUAUCCACGAAGGGGAGGAAGACGCAAAGAACCCGCACCGAGACGCAGACGCAGACGCGCCGCCGCCGCCGCCACCCGCACAGAAGAAACCACUCGGCGGCGUCGUCGUCACGAUCCGGGACGACGAGACGGUGCCAGCGCCGCGGCACCUCCGGCCGCACCCGUUCGCGGACCGGCCGGACCGGCUCGCGACGGCGCACCCGCCGCGGACGCGGGCCGUGCACGCGUCGCGGGCCACGACGUGCUCGCUCGGCUACGCCGUGUCGCGCGCGGGCGCCCGGAGGCUGCUCUGGCGGCUCGGCGUCGACACCUUGACGGCGGGCUUCGACCUGAUGCUGCGUGACCUGUGCGACGGCCGCUACCACGGGGACGGGGAAGGCGGGGUGGAGGGCGGCGGGCGCGAGGCGGGGCAGUGGCGUGGGCGCGGUCGGCCGGUCUGCGUGACGGUGCAGCCGCCGCUCUUUAGCCACUUCUCCUCGGGAAGGGGGGACGCGGGGUCGGAUAUCCAGGGGGUUGGCGGCGGUUACAUGCAACGCUCUGGCUCGCAGUACAUCCGCCUCAGCGUGAAGCAGAAUCUCGGGCGGCUUGUGGAAGGCGCCUCGGUCGAGGAGCUGGUGGACCAGUGGCCUGACGAUAGGCUCUAA
This is a messenger RNA of Gaeumannomyces tritici R3-111a-1, 1721 nucleotides long. RefSeq lists its product as hypothetical. The transcript has 3 exons. Lineage: Eukaryota; Fungi; Ascomycota; Sordariomycetes; Magnaporthales; Magnaporthaceae. The record is from RefSeq and is a predicted model, not a curated record. Bases 369 to 1721 code for a protein of 450 amino acids.